GCCACAGCAGCCACAGCGACCUCCGACUCUCUGCCGACAAUGAGUGCUACACCCGUUCCCUGCCAGUCCUCGAACUGCAUCAAGGACCGUCCCCCGUCCCGUCUAGAGUGCCCUACGUGCAACAAGCUCGGGAUCAAGGGCUCCUUCUUCUGUUGCCAGGAAUGCUUCAAGGCCAACUGGAAAACGCACAAAAUCAUCCAUGACAUCGCCACCCCGAGGCAGCCUUUGCUUGAUGAUCCCAAUAUCAACAAAGAUGGUACCUUCAAUCCCUUCGGUACCUUCAAGUUCACCGGGCCCUUGCGUCCCGUCUACCCUCUCUCGCCCAAGCGAGAGGUGCCCGCGCACAUACCGCGGCCAGACUACGCGGAAGACGGCAUCCCCACGUCGGAGAACAGAAAACUCGGGCUCCCGCCCCGGAUCCUUGCCCCUGAGGAAAUCGAAAAGAUGCGCAACGUGUGCAAAUUGGCGAGGGAAGUGCUCGACAUUGCCGCCGCGGCCAUCCGUCCGGGCAUAACGACCGACCAGAUUGACGCGAUCGUGCACGAAGAAACAAUCAAGCGUGACGCGUACCCGUCCCCUCUCAACUACCGCCACUACCCCAAGUCCGUGUGCACGUCUAUCAACGAGGUGAUCUGCCAUGGCAUCCCCGACCAGCGUAAGCUGCAAGAGGGUGAUAUCAUCAACAUUGAUGUUACGCUAUACAAGGAUGGUUACCACGGCGACCUCAACGAGACCUACCCCGUCGGCCGCGUAGACGAAGACUCGCAGCGCCUCAUGCGCACCGCCCACAAGUGCCUCCACGAAGCCAUCAAGCUCUGCAAGCCCGGCGCGCUCUUCCGCGACCUCGGCAAGACCAUCGAGCCGAUUGCGCGUCAGAACGGCUGCUCCGUCGUGCGCACGUAUUGCGGCCACGGCAUCAACGACCUCUUCCACACCGCGCCGAACGUGCCGCACUACGCGAAGAACAAGGCCGUGGGCACGAUGAAGGCCGGCAUGACGUUUACCAUUGAGCCUAUGAUCAAUCUCGGCCACUGGGAUCUGGAGCACUGGCCGGACGACUGGACGUCCACGACGAUCGACGGCAAGCGCAGCGCGCAGUUCGAGGAGACCUUGCUCAUCACGGAUACCGGUGUGGAGAUCCUCACGGGUGGCAGGUCUCGAGAAGACCUGCUGUAGCGCUGUGAACAUGAUGUUUUGUCCUACUGUCUGGUGUUUCGCACACCGCUUGUAAUCCCAGUCCCAUCCUGUUGUUGAUUUAGGUGAAUCGACGCUAUCCCCCGAUUC
Messenger RNA from Dichomitus squalens LYAD-421 SS1, 1284 nucleotides. RefSeq names its product methionine aminopeptidase. Gene Ontology annotation, molecular function: metalloaminopeptidase activity. Lineage: Eukaryota; Fungi; Basidiomycota; Agaricomycetes; Polyporales; Polyporaceae. The transcript is spliced from 12 exons. Gene Ontology annotation, biological process: proteolysis. The coding region runs from base 40 to 1176 and encodes 378 amino acids. The record is from RefSeq and is a predicted model, not a curated record.